Messenger RNA from Neurospora tetraspora, 1449 nucleotides. Its product is annotated as P-loop containing nucleoside triphosphate hydrolase protein. The record is from RefSeq and is a predicted model, not a curated record. The transcript has 4 exons. Bases 101 to 1240 code for a protein of 379 amino acids. NCBI's taxonomy places the organism in Eukaryota, Fungi, Ascomycota, Sordariomycetes, Sordariales, Sordariaceae.
CUAGCUACCAAGCAGCGGGAAAGCUUACUGAACCUCCACCAAACUCCUCUCUUGGUUCCAAGUACAGUUCAGUUACUACUCACUUCUCAAGAGCAUAAAGAUGGGUAGCAAUCCGGAUCGCAGACCAAUCUUCGUGGCGACCCAUCCUCGGGCUUGCUCCACGGCCUUCGAACGGGUAUUUAUGACCCGCCCAGACGCCCUGACUUGCGUCCACGAACCCUUCGGCGAUGCUUUCUACUAUGGCCCCGAACGCCCAAGCACGCGCUACGACCAUGACGAGGCCGCAAGAGAGAAGAGUGGGUAUUCGGAAGUUAGGUACGGCGAUGUCAUGGACAGAAUAUUGAAGGAGAUGUUUGAAAACAACACCCGCGUCUUCAUCAAAGACAUGGCCUACUACAUCGUGCCUCCCAACGGCGACCGUCCCUUGGGCCCGGCGCACUCGCUCCGUCGCCACCCCCACCUGUUCGCGGAUGAGAGCAAUCCAACCUACAUUCCCACCUCCCUUCUGAUGCUAUUCCACUGGACCUUCCUGAUCCGCCACCCACGAAAGGCCAUCCCGAGCUACUACCGCUGCACCAUUCCACCGCUGAGCAAAAAGACGGGGUUCGACAAGUUCAUGCCCAGCGAGGCGGGCUACCUCGAGCUCCGCAGGCUCUUCGAAUUUUUGCACGACAAAAGAAUCAUUGUCGAGGAAAGCUGGUACGAUACCGAGGAGCUGCGCGAGGUGAGGGGCACGAUGUUUCGGCAGAUGAAGGGAGACAGUAUGUCGGCAUGGAGCGGCCCUGAUAGGGACGAACGGCUGGAGCAAGGCCCCGCGCUCAGCAGGCAGCUGGAAGACACACCAGGCCCUGUGAAGAUCACGGUCAUUGACGCGGAUGACCUGCUCGACGAUCCGGAGGGCACGCUGAGGGCUUACUGCGAGGCCAUUGGCCUGGACUUUGACCCCAAGAUGCUCAAGUGGGAUGACGAGGAGAGCGAGAGGACAGCCAAAGAGGCGUUUGAGAAGUGGAACGGGUUUCAUGAUGAUGCGAUUGGGAGUACCGAGCUGAAGCCGCGGGAGCAUAAGGCCAAAACACCGACCAAAGAGGAAGAGGACAAGGAAUGGAAGGAGAAGUACGGAGAGGAGGGACAGAAGAUAAUCAGGGAGACGGUCGACAAGAAUGUGGCCGACUAUGAGUAUCUCAAGAAGUUCGCUUUGAAGCCGAAGAAGUUGGAGCAGGAGUUCACAAUGCUUGGAUGAUAAGACUCUGCUUGUAGUUUGGUCUGGGGAUCAUGUUUUGGGCCUUGAGCAGGUCGUGUACCUGAGUUAUUAUCAUUAAUCAUUGAGGGCCCCCAACAUUAAUAACGGCAGAAGCAACAAACAUCCAAGAGAUCGUUUGCAAACGUUCGAAUUGUAUCAAGAGCAUCAGAACAUAGAGGGAACGACACUGAAGAGAACUGUUUUAUCAC